AUGUCGCUAUGUUUCCACACGUUUUCACCGUCGGUUAAAUAAUAAUUAAAUAUUGUUUCGGCGUUAUUACCCAAUUUAUCCAAUUAAAACGAUACUUUUAAAGCUCGCAAAAUGAGCACGAUCUUGGAAAAAAUAGCAGCGAUCGAGGCUGAGAUGGCCCGAACUCAAAAAAAUAAAGCGACCGCCGGACAUUUGGGGUUAUUAAAAGCACGCUUAGCGAAAUUGCGUCGCGAAUUGAUCACCCCAAAGGGCGGUGGAGGUGGUACAGGGGAAGGAUUUGAUGUUGCAAAAACUGGGGAUGCUCGAGUUGGUUUUGUGGGGUUCCCUUCUGUGGGGAAGUCCACGCUGCUUAGUAAUUUAGCGGGGGUUUACUCUGAGGUUGCAGCGUAUGAAUUUACAACUUUAACAACUGUACCGGGUUGUAUUAAGUAUAAAGGGGCUAAAAUACAGUUGUUAGAUUUGCCUGGAAUUAUCGAGGGUGCUAAGGACGGUAAAGGUAGAGGUCGACAGGUUAUAGCUGUUGCAAGAACUUGCAGUCUUAUUUUUAUGUGUUUGGAUGUGCUUAAACCGAUUGGUCACAAAAAAUUGAUUGAGCAUGAAUUGGAAGGGUUUGGAUUACGGUUAAAUAAGCAACCACCUAACAUUCAUUUUAGAAAGAAAGAUAAAGGUGGCGUUAACUUAAAUUCUAUGGUACCUCAAUCAGAACUUGACUCGGAUACGGUAAAAUCAAUUUUAUCCGAAUAUAAAAUACACAACGCUGAUAUAACUCUGCGAUAUGAUGCAACGAGUGAUGAUUUAAUCGAUGUUAUUGAAGGAAAUAGGAUUUACGUUCCUUGCAUUUACAUCUUAAACAAAAUCGAUCAGAUCAGUGUCGAAGAAUUAGAUAUUAUUUAUAAAAUACCUCAUUGUGUACCGAUUUCUGCUCAUCACCGAUGGAAUUUCGACGAUUUAUUAGAGAAAAUGUGGGAUUAUUUAAAAUUGGUUCGAAUUUACACGAAACCAAAGGGACAACUCCCCGAUUAUAACUCACCGAUUGUUUUACACUCCGAAAAGACUACCGUUGAAGAUUUUUGCAAUAAAUUACAUCGAACAAUCGCCAAAGAAUUUAAAUACGCGUUGGUUUGGGGAUCCUCCGUGAAACAUCAACCUCAAAAAGUCGGGAUUGAACACGUUUUAGCAGACGAAGAUGUUGUGCAAAUCGUGAAAAAAGUUUAAAAUUUUUUUUUUAGGUUAGGUUUAAAUGUGGUUUCUUUUUGAGUUGAUAUUAAUUAAUUUGGAUAAGGAAUAAACGUUUUUUAAUUUUA
Messenger RNA from Onthophagus taurus, 1304 nucleotides. It is a transcript of the gene 128up, whose product is annotated as GTP-binding protein 128up. The record is from RefSeq and is a predicted model, not a curated record. NCBI's taxonomy places the organism in Eukaryota, Metazoa, Arthropoda, Insecta, Coleoptera, Scarabaeidae. Gene Ontology annotation, molecular function: GTP binding; GTPase activity.